This is a messenger RNA of Phalacrocorax carbo (great cormorant), 895 nucleotides long. Lineage: Eukaryota; Metazoa; Chordata; Aves; Suliformes; Phalacrocoracidae. The record is from RefSeq and is a predicted model, not a curated record.
ACUUGGUCCUAAGCUGCAUCCUCCUCCCAGCCAGAGCUUACCAGGAUGGACGAGGAGCAUCUUCACGAUGAUCUGCAAGUUCUUAAAGAUAGAAACUUCUUCCAGCAGAGGCUGAGAUCCUUUCUCACGGUAUACUUGCUACUGGCCCUCCUCUUCUUCAUGCUCAUCACCCUGUUUGCUGUGUCGCUCUCCAGAGUUUCAUCCAUUUCCUCUAAACUCAACGAAGUGAAGCCGGAGUGGAAACAGAACUUUUCUGGCAAGGAUUUUCUGUUGUUUCCCUGCGGACCCAGAUCCAGGGAAUGGGAAUACUUUGAUGGAAAAUGUUACUACUUCUCCCUAAGCAGAACGAACUGGUACAAGGCGAAGGCUCAGUGCGAAGAGAUGCACUCGCAGUUGGCUAUAAUUAACAGCUACACCAAGCAGAAUUUUGUCAUGUUCAGGACAAGGAAUGAGCGUUUUUGGAUCGGGCUCACGGACGAGAGCACGGAGGGGGAAUGGAAAUGGAUCGACGGAACCGACUAUAAAACCACGUUCACAUUUUGGAAGGAGGGAGAACCCAACAACAGCGACCACAACGAGGAUUGUGCCCACGUCUGGAUGUCCGGGAAGUGGAACGACGUCGCCUGCACCUAUGAGUGCUAUUACGUCUGCGAGAAGCCUCUGCCCAACUGAGCAAAGCCACGCGCGGAGGCAACCUCCGACGCUCUGGCACCCCAAAUGUUCCUUUUUCUUCUUAAUUUAUACUAUCGGAGUGCCCGCUCCCCCUCUUCCUCUCCAGCGCGCUGUCCCGAGGAAGAGCGGGGAUGGAUUUUGAUGGUCCUAAGCAAUAUACGCAGGAAUCUGGGUUCUCCGUGCGGAGCUCAGCCUAAUAAAGGACGAUUUUUGCUCCAGUUAA